This is a messenger RNA of Galleria mellonella (greater wax moth), 1878 nucleotides long. RefSeq names its product cytochrome P450 6B5-like. The coding region runs from base 35 to 1561 and encodes 508 amino acids. Lineage: Eukaryota; Metazoa; Arthropoda; Insecta; Lepidoptera; Pyralidae. The record is from RefSeq and is a predicted model, not a curated record. Gene Ontology annotation, molecular function: heme binding; oxidoreductase activity, acting on paired donors, with incorporation or reduction of molecular oxygen; iron ion binding. The transcript has 2 exons.
CAUAAAAUCGUCUGUAGCCGAAAGGACAGCGACAAUGAUUGUCGAAAUAAUAACAGCAUGUUGCGGCGCCGUAGUUCUCUGCGCGAGCCUCGUGUACUACCUUUUAACGUAUAACUAUGGCUACUGGAAGAAGAGAGGCGUCGUGUCACCAGUGCCUCAAGUAUUUUUUGGUAACUCCAAAAACACCAUGUUACGGCGAUCGACUUUCACAGAGGCGUUCAAAGGAUUUUACGAUUCUUUCCCCGACCAGAAAAUAGUUGGCUUCUACCGCACUUGGACUCCGUCGUUACUCGUGCGAGACCUGGACAUUAUCAAAUAUAUAAUGAUCAGCGACUUCGACAACUUCAUGGACCGUGGCUUCGCCUUCAGUAGUAAGGGCCUCGGCAUGAACCUGUUCACUGCCGACGGCGAUACGUGGCGCAUCCUGCGCAACCGCCUCACGCCCCUCUUCACCUCGGGCAAGCUUAAGAAUAUGUUUGGAUUGAUCGAUCAACGCAGUGAUAUAUUUAUGAACUACAUGAAGCCUAUCGUCGACGAAAAUCCCGAACGAGACAUUUAUACUUUGAUCCAGAAAUUCACUCUCGGCACCAUAGCCGCGUGCGCGUUCGGCCUGGACCUUGACAUUAAUGAUAGUGACAGUAUGCUCACGAAAAUCGACAACUUGAUAUUUAAAUCAAAUUACACGAUUGAAUUGGAUUCGAUGUUUCCCGGCAUACUCAAGAAACUGGACAUGUCCUUCUUCCCUAACGUUAUCAACAACUUCUUCUACGGACUCGUGAAAACCGUCAUAAAGGAGCGAAACGGCAUGCCCUCCAACAGGAAAGAUUUCAUGGACCUGCUUCUGGAAUUAAGGAACGCCGGGGAGAUCGUCGGCACCAAAAAACAUGAGAACGAAAAGGAUCGCACCCUCAAGAUAACUGACGACGUAAUGGCUGCGCAGGCGUUUGUGUUCUACGCGGCGGGCUACGAGACCAGCGCUACGACCAUGUCGUUUUUACUGCACCAACUCGCGCUCAAUCAGGAUAUCCAGGACAAGGUUGUCAAGGAAAUAAAUGACGUUCUGUACAAACACGACGGAAAAUUAACUUUCGACGUGUUGAAAGAUUUCACGUACUUGAACCAAGUGUUUGACGAGACACUUAGGAUGUACCCUGUGGUAGACCCGUUGACCAGACAAGCGCUGUGCGACUACAAUAUUCCUGGUACGGAUGUGACGGUGGAAGCAGGGACUGUGCUGUUCGUGUCGGCGCGGGGCGUCCACUACGAUGAGAAGUACUAUCCGGAUCCGUACAAGUUCGAUCCGGAGAGGUUCUCACCGGAAAAUUCGAAAGGGAGACACCCAUGCGCAUACAUGCCUUUUGGCAUUGGACCACGUAAUUGCAUUGGUAUGCGUUUCGCUCAGGUACAGUCCCGGGUAUGUUUAGUGAAGUUGCUGCGUCGGUACCGAGUGGAGCCCAGCUCGCAGACGCGCCCCACGAUGGAAUACAACGCCGAGCGGCCCAUACUGGGCCCCAAGCACGGUGUACCGCUCAAAAUAGUGGUUAGAACGGCUCAACAGUAAUGAUAAACUUUAUUUAAAAUUGUAUAAGAAAUUGUGUAGGUCUGAAACAGUACUGAAAAUGUUUUCAUGUGAUAGUGAAAAAUUAUUUGUAUAGUAAUAAUAAUCAAGAUCAAGCCGUGACAUGAAAUAUCAAAUUUAUAUUGUGAUUUAGGGAUGGAUUUAACAUUAAGUAGUGUUUGCGUGUAAGUUAUUCUAUAUAAUCUACUUAUUUCGUAUCUGAUAUGAUUAAUAUACUCAAAAUUAUUGUUUGUGUCAAUUUUUAAAUAAAAUAUUAUAAAAAUAAAAAAUAAAAUUUAUUUAUAUAAAUUAUUAGAACA